AUCUGAUCUGUCUAACGUAAUUAUGAAUUGGUACAUCUUUGACAUUCUCAAGUGAGAAAAUACAGAGUGACAACUGUAAUAUCUUAUAGGUACUUAAUAUUUUCUAAAUUCUAAACUAAGUCAUUUAAGACUUACUUUCGCUUUUAGUUUUUAUUGCUUAUCCAACUGGAACGUCACAAAGAUAACAAAUGUUUCUUUUUUUGCCUGCAUAUCCUCUGCGCUCGCUCAUUGGUUCGUCCACUUUUUAGGUUGGCCAAUCAGCUUAUUGUUGCUAGGCCGUUUUGUCUCAUCUAUUUGCUGGCCUGGCUGUCAGUCAAAUUUGGAGCUUGUAUGGCGAGGCCAGAUGCGCAACUGGGCUGUAUUAUUUACAGAGCGCUGCUCUCAAGGAGCGUGGCUGCUGAAGAUACCUGGAAACUUUGUGUUGUGAGGAAUGAUCGCCUGCUCUUUUGCACGAAGUUGCAGUUUUAAAUAGGAAGACAACUCGACCCAGCGCGAUACCUUUCCAUUCUAAGGUGUGCUCUCAUCUCUACUGAAGCUUCACCACGGCCCUCACCUGCGUGCUCCACUGUUUCUCCUGUGAGUCGUCCUGGGCUGAGCGGCCCUUCCUGCUCCGCCCCCGCGCCGUCUCUCCCGCCACAGUCGCCAUGACGCGCUCCAAAACCUUUCAGGCCUACCUGCCGAACUGCCAUCGCACCUACAGCUGCAUUCACUGCCGAGCGCACCUGGCCAACCAUGAUGAGCUCAUCUCAAAGUAGGCCACAGGAGAGGAUACGUCAAAAUUGAACAGGAUGGAGAACAGCGACGCAGGUGUUUUCAAAUGGACCCCCAAUUCCCCCUGGAGCAACCUAAAGAGCCUUGCUCAAGGACACACUGGUGGUGGAGGUGGCUGCAGAGAUCGAACCAGCAACCUUCUGCUUACCAGUGGUUUAUCCCACUACACCACAAAAUCUUUUCAAGGGAGUCAAGGCAGGGCCUACCUCUUCAACUCAGUGGUGAAUGUGGGCUGCGGCCCGGCAGAGGAGAGGGUACUGCUGACCGGUCUUCACGCGGUGGCCGACAUCUACUGUGAGAACUGUAAAACCACUCUGGGCUGGAAAUACGAGCAUGCCUUCGAAAGCAGUCAGAAAUACAAGGAGGGCAAAUUCAUCAUCGAGCUGGCCCACAUGAUCAAGGACAAUGGGUGGGACUGAAAACCCUGAACUCCUCACGGCCCAUAACGCUGGAAAGAGACAUGCAGCAUAUGAAUAAUUAGUUUCAUUAUCUGGCUGUAACGUCCUCCCUGGAAAUCUAUCUAGCUGACACACACCUCUAAACCUUGAGGGUGUAAGGUUAAUAGCAGCAGCGCUACCCAUUUCCUGUGUGUGUGUAUGAAUGAAUGUGUGCCAACUAGACAAUGUGUGAGUAUUUUCCUAUUGAAUUGGAAGUGUGUGUGUGUAUGUGCGUGUGCAAAUCAAGGCACAAAACGACAUUUGCUUUCCUCUGGGUUGGCCAAGGUCACAGUUUUAUCCCACACUCAGGUUUAACUAAUGGCUGGAUCCAUGGUAAUGAAGGGUGAAGGACGAACCCAUUUAGCUCAUCUGAGGUGAAAACGUACAAAAAAAUGGAAGCGUCAUCCAUUUGUUUCCCUUUUCUUUUGUGUCUUUAUUUCCUCCAGUUUUGUCAUUUUCACUUGCAUAUUUAUACAUGUAUUUAUUGAUCUGUUUAUUUGAUCUGUUUGUUUUGGGACAUUACGUUUAUGGUAAACCGUAGCAACCACAGUGGUUUUACUUUGACCUUGUAUAGCGGAAGUAGCAAUGUACACUUCCUCUCCAGAUCGUGAUCUCCUUUUGAAUGCGAAUAUGGAGUGAAUUAGGCAUUCGUAUGCCAUUUAUAGGGCACAGGUCACGUACAUUAGCUAGAGCCAAGUCUUUAGCCCCAGCCACAGCUGAGAAAAGCAGCUGUCAGCUUUGAAAGAGGACUGAGGCGUUCUCACAAUCCGUUAUGUCUCCUUCGGUCUUAUUAGUUCCUGCCAUUAAAUCACAAAUCAAGUGAUAAACCAGACUUUCUCAGCAUGUUUUUUUUUUCUGGAAGAAAGCGAUUGAAAGCUAGUAAAUGUGGCCGUUGAACAAGAUAAUCCAGAUGGGGCUCGUAAAUAAAAAGCCUAGGCGCAACCAAAGACUCUUUCGUUACCUACACUGACCAAACUGAGUUCGAUUUCUGAUUUAAAGGGAUAGUUCACCGAUCGUUUCAUGUCGUUACACAUCAAUGUAUCGUCACGAGCCGCAGGGUUUAAUUUGGUUUUGUUUGUGUAUGUUUUUUGACUCUCAAAGCAGUGAUUCCCAU
Cyprinus carpio (common carp) is the source of this 2322-nucleotide messenger RNA. Its product is annotated as protein yippee-like 1. NCBI's taxonomy places the organism in Eukaryota, Metazoa, Chordata, Actinopteri, Cypriniformes, Cyprinidae. The record is from RefSeq and is a predicted model, not a curated record.